AUGGAGUAUGAAACAGAGGUUGUCAUUUCGGGGGUCGCUGGAUCCUUUCCGGAGUGUGCUAACAUCGACGAACUAGAGGAAGCCCUUUUCAGAAAGGCCCAUCUCGUCACCGAUGAUGAUCGUCUUGGUGGCAUUGCGAAGCUGCAUACAGGGGACUUUAAGUACUCAAAGCACAGUGGCAAAGCUUUCCCUCCUGACAAAUUAGAUGCAACUUUCUUUAAUAUUCCCUUCAGUUUCCCAAGUGUCAUGGAUCCGGUGAUGAAGAAAUGUAUGGAAACUAGCGUGGAGGCGAUCAUUGAUGCUGGAUUGAAUCCACACUUACUAGAGGGAACGAACACUGCAGUUUAUUCAACAUACGAUAACAGUGAGUCGGAGCUGGUUUUACCUUUCACACCCCGUGAGAAGGUUCUCAUGGGGAACUGCAGGACUUUAACUGCCAACAGGCUUUCGUUCGCACUGAAUCUCAAUGGUCCAAGUUAUGCUUUUCAGGGCGGCUGUGGCUCUAUAUUUCACUAUUUUGACUAUGCAAAAAGGCAGCUGGAAGAACGAACAAUCGACGCCGCCAUUGUAGUUUGUGGCAACUGUAUUAUGUCUGACUGCUUUUUGGCUGUUCUAAGCGGCAUGGGUCUCUCAGCAUCAGAUGGAAAAUGCUGCUCUUUUGACGAUAAAGCCCACGGAUACGCUCUGAGCGAGAGUUGCGUAGCGUUUUUCUUGCAGAGAGCCGAAGACGCCCGUCGAAACUGGGCAACGAUUGUCGGAGCCGGCAACAAGUUUUUUGGCGGGAAAGAACCAGGGACCAAUUUUCUCUCCUUCGAUCACAAACCUGCCAAAAAGAUGCUGCGGGAGAUGUAUAUCAAAUGGCGCGUGGAUCCCGCCGAAGUCGAGUACGUUGAGGCUGAUGGCAGUGGAGUUAAGGACCGCGACAGUAGAGAAAUAGAUCUGAUCUCUGAAACCUUCUGCAAAGAUCGCGACAAACCCUUGUUGAUCGGGUCUCUUAAAUCAAAUAUGGGUCACGCGGAUGCUGCAGCUUGCGGCGCUGGAACGGUCAAAGCUCUCAUCGCCUUGAAUAAAUCAAAAAUACCGCCGAACAUACAUCUGGAGUCUCCGAAUUCAAAAAUUAGUCCUCUUAAAAUUCAGGUCGUAACUGACACCACUCCAUUCUCCGGCAAAUACGUGGGUGUAAAUGCUAUCGGAUUAGCAGGAAGUUUUGGUCAUGCUCUCUUGCGAAAAAACUCCAAGUAA
Bemisia tabaci is the source of this 1242-nucleotide messenger RNA. The record is from RefSeq and is a predicted model, not a curated record. NCBI's taxonomy places the organism in Eukaryota, Metazoa, Arthropoda, Insecta, Hemiptera, Aleyrodidae.